Messenger RNA from Musca vetustissima, 3677 nucleotides. RefSeq names its product ataxin-2 homolog. The coding region runs from base 4 to 3573 and encodes 1189 amino acids. Gene Ontology annotation, cellular component: cytoplasmic stress granule. The transcript has 5 exons. The record is from RefSeq and is a predicted model, not a curated record. Lineage: Eukaryota; Metazoa; Arthropoda; Insecta; Diptera; Muscidae. Gene Ontology annotation, molecular function: RNA binding. Gene Ontology annotation, biological process: cytoplasmic stress granule assembly.
AUAAUGAAUAACAAUAAACGCAAAAAUCGGCCCAGUGGAGGUGGUGGAGGAGGAGGCGGUUUGACCACUGGUGGUGGAAAUAUCUCAAGAUAUUCAAAUGAUAAUAGACAAACGAUCAAGAUACGACCACAAGCUCAGGGUAUAUAUAAUAAUGCCUUCUUUAUGCAUGCGGCCACAGCUUUGGUCGGUAAUGUUGUACAGAUGCGUCUACGUUCGGGAAAUAUUUACGAAGGUGUUUUCCGAACAUUCUCGCCCAGUUUCGAUGUAGCUCUCGAAUAUCCAUACUGCAUUAAACUAGGUAAAAAUGCACCCGAAGAAUCUAAGCCUGUACCAGAAGUUAUGAUAUUUCCCUACGAUACGGUAGUUAGUAUUUCAGCAAAAGAUUUCGAUUCACAGUAUGCCACCGGAGGUACAUUCCAAACGGAUGCUGCCAUAUCGGAAAAAUGCAAUGGCUCACGUUUUGAUGAAAAAGAACUUGAACCAUGGGAUCCAUCGGGCACAAACGGGGACAUCGACAUUGAACUGGAUGAUGCCGCCAAUGGUUGGGAUGCCAACGACAUGUUUCGCAAAAAUGAAAAUACCUUUGGUGUCACAUCCAAUUUCGACGAUUCCUUGUCCUCAUACACAUUGCCCCUGGAUAAAAUUGAUUCCGAUGAGUUCAAAGAACGUGAGGCCAAAGCAGAAAGAUUGGCAGCCGAAAUCGAAAACAAUCCUGCGUGUCGCGAUCGCUUAGAUUUGGAGAACGGUGAUGAAGAAGCAUUGUUUGCCGCUGUCUCAAGACCUGAAUUGGAGCGUGAUCGUGAACGUGAGCGCGAACGUGAUCGUGAGAGGGAACGGGAAAGGGAACGCGACCGUGACCGUGAAAGGGAGCGGGAGAGAGAACGGGAACGUGAUCGUGAAAUGGAAAGGGAGAGAGAACGCGAAAGGGAUCGUGAGGAUCGUGAACGUGAGCAACGUGAACGCAAGCGCUACGAACCUCCGGUUAUGACUGAACGUUAUAUUACAAAACCAACGCGUUCUAUUAACGGACCACCACCACCUGUUUCCAUGUCAUCCCAAUCGAUGGGUGGUCAAACACCUCGAGGCGGCGGACAUGGCGGUCAUGACCGUGAUGAUCGUAACGACCGUAACGAUCGAAUGGAUCGCAAUGACCGCAACGAUCGCAUGAUGGGCAAUAGCCUUUCGUCAUCCGUUUCGGGGAUGGGUCAAGGGCCGAACUCUACGCAAUCAUCUGUCGGUGGCAUGUCAGGUGGUAUGAAGGGUUCAGCUCCAUCCUCGUCUCAGAUGUCGCAACAAGAUGGUGGCAACAAGUACCAAAGUGGUGGUUCGAUGAUGAAACGCAAAUCGAUUACUCCGCUCAAUCAGAAGAUGGUACGCAACACCCCGCCACCAAAUAGUGGCGGUGGGCCCACUGGAAUGUCGCAAAGCGGCAGCGGUGGUAAUCUUGGCUCCGGCGGUAUGUCACAAAGUGGCAACCAGAGCGGCGGUGGCCAAAAGCAAAUCAUUUACAACACAAUGCCUAUGCAAAACCAACAACAAUCACAGCCAUCAUAUCAACCUUAUACACCACCGGCAAUGCAUGGUGGUGGUCCUUCACAAUAUAGAGGAGGUCCUAAACUGAACGGAGAUUCUGGCGGCAGUGGUGGUAAUAUGGGUGGAGGAGGUGGCGGUUCCAGUAAACCAUUGCCUCAAAGGACAAUGCGUCAAUAUUCCGGAUCGUUGUCGAAUUCAUCGAUGACCUAUUCUAGCAAUGAUAAUCAAAAUCAAAUGAGACAUUCUCAGCAUGGCCCAACACAUGGUGGUCAGGCACAGGGCAUCAGUGGCAGUUCACCUCCGUUGCAAGGCGGUGGACCCGGUUCUCAUGGACCUGGAAUGUCGGGCCCAGCUGUUCAACAGCAGCCACCACCACAACCACAGCGUCAAAUGAGACCACGCGAUAAUCAAUUGCAAGACUUGCGACAAUUCGGACAAGAUUUUCAAUUGGCCAAUACGUCACCAUCUCCAGGUCCACCAACACAGCAGCAGCAACAGCCUGCUUCUGUACAAUCGCAGACACAGCAUAUGAAUCCGAACAAAGGUCAUCAACCACAGCCAUCAGUGUCGCCACCACAACAACAACAGCAGCAGCAACAGCCGCCACAUAUGCAACAGACCCAACAGCCUUCACAUGUUGCCGCUCAUCAAGCACCACCCCCACAAACGCAUGUCACCAUGCAACAGCAUGUGCCGCAGCAACAACAUCACGGUGGACCACCUACAUCUCAACAGCAACAACAGCAACACCAUAGCGGACAACAACCGCCUCAGCAGCAGCACUACGUGCCUCCACACAUGCAACAUAUGCAACAGAAUAUGCCUCCGCCACAGCAACAACAGCCACAGCCGCAUCAGACACAGAAACAAAUGCAGCAUGUACAGCAACACAACUCGGGACCCUCGUCUGUGUCCAUGCAACAUGUGCAACAGCAGCCACAACAGCCACCACACAUAUUGCAGGAACAAACGAAUGUGGCACCACCCACCCCCAAUUCUCAACAACCCACACAACAACAGCAGCAGCAGACACAACAAAAUAUUUCACCACAAUCUGUUGGUAGUCAAUCCAUUCAACAACAGACAACACCACCUGUUGUCGAUAAUAACACGCCACCACAGCAGCAGCAGCAGCAACAACAGCAGACUCCGCUAACAAAAUCCGAUACAUCUGUGGGUACACCUGCCUCCUCAUCAAAUAGUUGUUCAACACCGUCGGAUAAGACAACACCUCCGUCGGGCAAUGCAAAUGUUGCAGGGUCGUCGUCAGUGCCGCAAUCGGCUGCUUCGAACAAUACAAGCACGUCAACGGGUACAACAACGACAACAGCACCACCCGUCAAGAAGACACAUGUCUUGAAUCCAUCGGCUAAGCCGUUUACACCUCGCAGCCCCAGCACCCCCAAUCCAUCACGUCCACAUACACCACAAACACCAGUUGCCCUGACAACAAUUUACACACAAGGUGCUCCCAUACCAACUGCUGCGGGUCAACAAGCACAACUAUAUAUGAUGCCUGGUCAACAGCAAGCUGCUGCAUUCCAUGCUCCGCCUCAUCCACAGGCGCCACAGCAACCUCGUAUGAGACGAAGCAAUUAUGGACCGAUGACACCAUCACAAAUGCAUGCAUCUGCGGCUACAGGACAACCCUUGUUGGCUGCCGGACCAUUGCCAACGCAAUUCAUACCUUAUCCACAAACACCGCAUGCACCACAUUUCCAAUCACAGCCAUAUGGUCCACAAAUGGUCCGCAUGUAUGAAUCACAACAAUUACAAUUCUUAACACAAACGCCACCAUCUACAACACCCUCACCUGGUCAACCACAUCAAACGUUCCAUCCACAACCACAGCCAUCCCCCGCUGGCGGGGGUCCUCAACCAACUUUUGCACCCCCAACGCAACAGUAUCAUGUUGUGUGCCCCCUAACCAUACAUCCCACACAGAUUAUGCACAGUCCCUACUAUCAGGCAACGACGGCGCAACAUCCCCAACAGGGACAACCGUUUCAACUGAUAAUGCCGCCACAUCCGGCCCAGUAGAGGAGGAGGAUCGUUAGAAAAGUCAUGUGUGUUCGUAAAAUAAAUUUUCAUUAAAGUUCAGCUAUCCAUUCUCUCCGUCUCCCACAUUCUCUACGACAACAAAA